AUGCGGCAGGACAGUGGCGGCAGGGCCACGGUGACGGAGGCUGGUGGCGGUGCGAGGGCUGGGGCCGGCGUCGCAAGCGAUGCCGCCGCGGUGCCGUGGAAGAGUCUGUGCGACGACAUCCUCGCCGCGUACAAGGCGAAGCAGGACAUUGUUGUGCUGCAGCGCUUCGAAGAGCUUCAGGCGAUGCCUGAACUUGACCUCCUCCUCGAGGCCUCGCGUCCAGGCGAGGCAACAACAGGGGCGCCCACCAAGGCGCCAGUGAACGGGGACACGCACAACAACGGUGCCACGGCUGCUAGUAGUGCGAUUAACGCGGAUGCCUUGGAAAUGGUGGAGUUCUGCUGGGGACGCGCGCUGCUCGCGGCGAAGCGGCUUGCGGGAGACGAUGAUGAGCACAUUGUCACAAUUGUGGAGGCCUUUGAGCAGCGGUUUGAGCGACCGUCUGAGUACCUGCGCGUGCUUGCCAUCACCGCGGACAGCGCACUGGAGGUCCUGCAGCUGCACCAGCUAGUGGAGGGGAGUUUAUCUGCAAGCGCCGUCACGGCUGCACUCCACAAGUUCCCUUCCCUUACUUCGGAUGAGAUGCGUGAGCUGCUAGAGUUUCUGCGCAGCAAUGACGUCUCCCUGACGAACGGCUUGUCAGAGCAGCUGGAGAAGCAUUUUGUAAUGCGCAUGAAAACAGAAGACGCAGAGGACGUCUUUCAAGAGAUGUGUUCCGCCGGCGUUGAACCCAUGUCCACGCGACCCUACAACCUUAUUUUUAUGAAGCCCACCCCAUUUAGGCACAUGAGUCCAGUUGAAUAUUAUCUUGACAUGCUUGACCGCGGCAUUGCGCCGGAGAACUCGACGUUCCGUAUCCUCUGUAAGCAGACGCAUAAUGAUGGUUUCACCAACCAGCACUUUAGGUCGCUUGCGUGGGGGAACGCAGCGUCAAACCGGCGUCGCGAGGAGGACGAUCGCGGUGGCACGCAACUCUUCUUUGCCAUGUCUCUGGAGGAUCUGGCAAAGUCUAAGCCAGAGGCAACAUUGAAGGAGGCUCUGCAUGUAUUUCGCCGUAUGGAUGUGGAGGGCACACCACUCACGAAUGGAUCCCCGGUGGUUAGCGCAUUAUUGACGCAUUUUUGCCCCCUAGGUCACUUGGAGGAUGCCGAACGCGUGCUACUUCUGGCGCAGGAGCGUGGGUUUCGACCCACCAGCGCGACAGUGCAGCAGUUGCUGCGGGGGAGCAACCCCGAUCGUUUUAACCAUGCAGAAAUGGUACUACAACAAGUGGUGGAGGCAGGUGAGGUGAUUCAGGUAGAAUGUGUUGAGCUUCUACGUCACUUUGUCGCAGAGAACAUGCGUAGCAAAGCUGUGCGUGUGCUGCGUGCCUUUGUUAUUCAAGGGUAUCAGCAUCCGAAUGAACCAAUUCCCUUCGCCAUAGCAUCUAUGGCAAUGAAAUUAGGUCCCUUUGACUGGGCUUUUGGCGUGUUGGCGAUUCUGCUUGCCACCACCGAGAAGCCAGUUGGAAGGGGUGUCCAGUCACGUAUUCGAUACACUGCUCACGACAUUCGCAGCCGAGAUCUUCUCGCAGUGCUGGAGAAAUGUGACUGGAAACGUGAACGUCUCCUCUCCGCGGCGGAACUUCAAGAGCCCGAGAGCGACAGCGGCAACGGUGGAGGUAGUGACGGUGUUGGGGCUGUCUGGGCAGGUCCAAAGAACCAUCACAGAUUAGAUCGAGGCGUGUCGUGGCUGGGGGCGAUGCACGUUGCUCUGAAGGAGAUGUGCGUAGGUUCCGAGGUCCUGGAAGCCUACAAGAAUGCCCUUCUGCGGGCCAUUGAGAAGGCAAAGGUGCACCGCAGCAGUACUGCAACCGGCUGA
This is a messenger RNA of Trypanosoma conorhini, 1860 nucleotides long. RefSeq lists its product as uncharacterized. The transcript has a single exon. The record is from RefSeq and is a predicted model, not a curated record. Bases 1 to 1860 code for a protein of 619 amino acids. Gene Ontology annotation, molecular function: protein binding. NCBI's taxonomy places the organism in Eukaryota, Euglenozoa, Kinetoplastea, Trypanosomatida, Trypanosomatidae.